Molecule: messenger RNA, 1160 nt
Organism: Trichobilharzia regenti
Lineage: Eukaryota; Metazoa; Platyhelminthes; Trematoda; Strigeidida; Schistosomatidae
Source: the annotation of a GenBank genome assembly
CACAAACACACCUACACAUUUACAGAGUGAGUGUUUAACACAUGUAAUCUCAUUUUUGAGCAUAUUGUUGUAAAACUAGACAAUUAGACACAGAUGGACAUUAUUAGACCAAGGUGAAUUAGUGUUUCUUCAAUCCGAUUGUAAUUUUUGAUGGUUAUCUAUCUACUAUUUUGAAUUGAACAUUGAAUAGGUGAAUAGUAUACAAAAACAAAAAAAGUCAGUUAAAACUACACAAGUUCCUCAAAAAAAACCUUCUCAACUGAUGUAUCAUUAAAAGAAUUCUAUGAUUCAUCUUCAAUUAAUUUGUUUUUAUGAAAGAUUUCGUCUACGAAACCCUACUGCACACGCCUACAAUCUAAUCUGAAUGUCAUAUCAAACUAUUCAACAAAAGAAACAAUUUACAAGCGCACGCUAUAGAACUUAUUCUAAUAAUAGCAAUGAGUUGGAUGAGGCUACUAGCCUGUUAGAAAAACUGAAUGUGCCUCAACUUGAUGAACAGUGUGAGACAAUCAAUAAUGGUAUGAUCAAUUUGAGAAGAAUUCAUCAUGAAAUGCGUUCAGUCUACCAACAUUUUACUCUUACGCCAUUAUAUGAAGAUAAUGAUGACGAUAAAAGCCUAGCCCUUGCUUUGAUUAAACUAAGGAAGGAUAUAGAAAGCUACAGCUGGAAACUAGAAAGGUCUUUUCGACAUAAAAUGAAUAUUAAUUUACUUUCCGACACAACACCGUGUGGUGUAGAAUUAUUCAAUAGAAUGAAUCAACUUUGUAGUGACAUCAUCAAGUCAUCAGACAAUCUACGGGCCCUCAUCUUAUCCUAUUCGACAAUUCUUCUCACGCAUAAAUCAAAUUUUAUGAGUGCAGCUCAAUUUAGAUUCAGACAAUCAACACCUAUACGUACAACUGAUACCAUGCAACCAUUAGAUGAAGAAGCUGGGAUUAAUUACCAGAUUGAUAGAAUUAGAAGCUAUCGAAGUAAUGUACAUAAUUCAAAAAUAUUAUUAAAUGAAGUGGAGAGAAUUAAUCAAAGAAUUAGAAUGUUAUUUAAAAAUUUAUUAAAAGAAACAGCAGAUCAUUUAAUAAUGUCUAAUUGUUAUUAAUUGAUUGUAUAAUUUGAAAGUGGAAACAAAAUAUAUUUUUAUUGUAUUUUUAAUUAAACAGAAG